UGAGAGCAGUUCCGUUCUGUCCUGCUUUGGUUCUGUUUCGCUGCUCCUCAUCACUCUGUAAUGUAACUCAGACAAAUGCUGUUGCCGCCCAAACCAAAACAGGACCUGUUUCCCAAACUAUCAUCAAACGGGUAAUUCACUGGCUUAAAUUUUGUGCCGAGGAGGAGCAUGAUCAUGAGGAAUGCUGUUAUUCUUCAGGCUCUUCUUUUCAUCCACAUCUCUGUGGCGUGCUUCUUCACAGCAGUGUCCUGUCAGUCUGAUAGCAGCAGAAGUGUGGUGGUGGCCGGCUACAAUGUCAGCGGCCCCGCCGGGUCCAACCUGGUACUGCAGUGCAUGAGCGGUCGCAUGGUGUGGACCAGGGACAGGGUGAGGGACAGACAGAAGGUGGUCCACUGGGAUAUGUAUCGGGACGCCCCAGACUACGCCAUGGAGAGAGUGGUGGACAUGUUCUCGGCUGGAGACCAGAGGCUCUACCACAUCCACAAUCUGGGAAGGGUCAGCCUCAACCCAACAGCCUUCAAGGAUGGGAACUUCUCACUGGUCAUCAAAGAUGUGAAGAUGAACGACAGAGGCCUGUACUCCUGCAACCUCCACCAUAUCUACUGCCACCUGCAUGAAACAGUCAGAGUUCAGCUCAAUGUGACCAAAUCAAAACGCAAGCAGCAGCGCUUCUGGGACGGACAGAAAGCGGUGUACGUGGUGCUGCAGGGGACCACCGCCGUGUUGCCCUGCAUGAACAGGCGCAGCGUCUGGACGGACUGGAGCGACGAGGAGGAGGACCAGCAGGUUGUCCACUGGGACCGUCAGUCCCCGGGAGUCCAGCAUGACAGUGCCGAUCGGCUGGUGGAUCUGUACGCCUCUGGAGAGCAGCGCAGCUACGGGCCUCUGUUCCUGCAGAGGAAGAUGAACAUCAGCAAUAAGGCCUUCUCAGAGGGUGACUUCUCUCUAACAAUAACAGACCUGCAGUUUACAGACCAGGGGACAUAUUCCUGUCACCUUCACCAUCAUUACUGUGGCCUACACGAACGGAGACAGUUUCGAGUCACGGUUGAGGCCCCUCUGUUUCGGAGCACACAACCGGUCAUAACACUUCCCCGAGACAAAGACACCAGUAAAGUUGACGCACCGCGAGUCAUCAAUGUCAUCGUGCCCGACCAAAAACACCAUUUUCUCCUGCCGCUCAGCUACGUCCUCACCUCAUUCCUGCUUCUGGCAUUCAUUACGCUCAUUGUCGUCCUCGUCACGAAACGACGCAAAGCCAAAGAUUUUUCUCCUAAAGUAUCUGUUAGGUCCAGCAGAAGUCCCAGCAGCUCAGAUGAGUAUGAGAUAGACAUUGGUGAGGUGAACAGGUGUACUCAAGAGGAGAAAGGAUUUGAAUACAAGAACAACCUGCUAAAAGAAAACACCCUGAUGAAGGCGCAGCCAAAGGUCAUUGAUCUUGACAAAGAGAUCCAGAAGUUUUCCAAGUGAGAAAGUGAGACAGAAGCGAAAUCUGAGUCACUGGCGGGUCCAGAGGCUGCAUUUUCUCCAGACACAUCCACAUUACCUUCUGUCGUAGUCAGAGGAAACCAGCUAUGUGGAUUUUUUGGAUGGGGUUUUGCCAUUAUUAGAAAAAUGUCCCUAACUCUUUAAAUAUCAAACAUAAAUGACUCCAUUUAUCCACAGCUAUGACUUGAAAGUGGACAAGAGAAAAUAAUGAACAGAGGCUUUUUCUUCUUCUAAAAGCAGACUCUUCAUUUUGUCUGAUUGUUGAAUGUUUAUUCUUGUCUUAUAUGAUGGCAUCUAUUUUGGUUGUAGGAUAGUAUUUCAGUGCUGUGCUUUAAGCAUUCUAUGUUAAUUAAUCAUUUUAGAUGUCAUAAAGGCACACUUAAAUUUUGCUUUGUACAGUUUUAGUUCACAGCUUUCUCUGGUCAUGAACUCCCCCUAGUGGGGUAGCAAGAGUACUAACAUCCAUCCAGUGGGGCAACAGAUACUAUUUUUUUUUCUUUUUGCUAAAAGUAUGUAAUUCAGCUUUUUCUUUGUUUGGUUUAGUUCUGUCUGUAAUGAAUGCCAUUUGUGCUGCUGCACUUUAAUGCUCAUACAUUCAAGGAAUAAAAAUAUGAGGAAUUUUA
Molecule: messenger RNA, 2111 nt
Organism: Xiphophorus couchianus (Monterrey platyfish)
Lineage: Eukaryota; Metazoa; Chordata; Actinopteri; Cyprinodontiformes; Poeciliidae
Product: matrix remodeling-associated protein 8-like
Exons: 12
Coding region: 169-1470 (433 amino acids)
Biological process (GO): cell differentiation; cell adhesion
Cellular component (GO): membrane; cell surface
Source: RefSeq, a predicted model, not a curated record